AAGAAGAACGCGGUCGCUUGUAAAGGGCACAAGAAAUCAGCCAUUCUGUGCAAAGCUGACCGCGGACUUGACUCCUGUCGGACUCGGACCUCGUUGAAAGCUUUAGAUGCCUUUGGGUAACAUGGUAGUGUUCUUCAUUGACAGUUAAAAUGGAGCAAUCGAACUACGUAGAAGUACAGGAAGAAGUUAUAACUCCGGACACGACUUACAUGUGUGGUGCCUGUUAUGUGUGGUUUCCUCACAUAGAAGACUUUAAUGCUCAUGACUGUCCAGCUGGUGGAGAAAAUCAAACCCAAGAAAAAAAUGAUCAUCAGUCUUCCACUGCAAUACAGGAUGAAGGGGAUGUGGAAAAGGACGUUGCAAAUAUCUUGGGUGAAAUGAAUAUUUCCAUACCAUCAAAGAAUAUCCUUCCAGUCUGGUGAAGCUCAGGGAGGGGUUGUGCAAGAUCAGACAUAUGUAAUCAAUUAUGAGGGAGACCCAGAUCAGCAUCACAGUGCUGAAGAACAGAAGGUGCACUAUGACAUGGAGACAGUCGUUGAUGUGCAACGGUCUGAUGUGGGAAGUGUAGAAAUUCCAUCGUCAUGUCUCUUUCCUUACGAAAAUCCAGCUUACUUGAAUCGUUUGAUGAAAGACAACACAGUUGGCAAGAGAGUGCGGCACGAUGCCCCUUACGUUCAUCGCUUGGGUCCAUGGGAUGAUGUUUCUACGAAGUUAUUAAUAAAGUAUGUCAAAGAAGUUCCUGCCGCAUAUUUCAUAGCUGCUGACAAUGUCAAACGGACUGAAGCUUGGGAAUUAAUUCGGAACAAGCUUGGUGAGGCAGAUCAUCAUUUUACAGUUCUUCAGAUCCGUAUGCGAUGGCGUGAAUUAUGUAAGAAAUACCGAAAUGUUGUCAACUGCAAUGAGAUUCAUGGAGGAAAUAGGACAUGUCAAUAUUUCAGUGAACUCAAUGACUUGUUUGGAAUAUGGACCAAAGAAGGUACUGAAAUACUAAUUAAAGAGUUAACUGGAAAGAACUUAAAGCAGAAUGGUGGUUUGCGCAUGAGGUUCAACACCUGGGAUAGGAUACGAAGAACAUUUAAUGAGAAGGGAUACAGUUAUACUGCUCACCAAAUUCAUGGGCGAUGGAAUGCACUUGUUACAUUGUAUCAGAGAAUGGUGGACCGGAAUGCUAAUCCAGAUAAUGAGCCCUUAGAAAUGGCAUACAAAGAUUUAAUUGAACCAAUGUUUCCAUAUGUUUCAUCAAAAAAAAGAAAGACUAAAAUUUGGGACCCAAAAGAAAAAUGGAAUAUUCAGAUGGAGAGGGCUCUGCUGCAGGCCUAUAUGGAUAAUAUUGAAAACUUCAGAAAGAAUAAAUCGAAAAAUAACAGAGAAACAUGGACAGCUAUAGUAGAGAAACUUAAAGAAGAAGGCUUUACCACAACCUUGGAAAAAGCAAGGACGCGCUUUUAUGAACUCACAAAAUAUUACAGCACCAUGCUUCGUUAUAAUUCACAACCUGGUGCUCUACACAGAGAAUCUAAACACCAUGAAAUUCUUGCAAGAAUCUACAGCCAGUAUAAUUUUUGGCCGCAUGAUGGCUCUGUCAUCAAAUUGGACAACACAAAUGCAAGGAAAAUGCGACAGUUGAAUGCACAGCUUCGGUGGUCAGAAGAGGAGUCACGAGCAGUGUUGCAACUUUAUCCUCAAGUCUUGACAGAACAUCUACAAAGUGCAGAGCAACAACCUCUAGAGGAGCUGUGGGUGGAAAUGGCCAAGAUGCUGCUGUGUGUGAAGAACAUUCAGAAACUCCCUUAUGAGAUAGAAGAACACAUAGUGCUUCUCCGGCGGGGCUUCAAGAGUGAUAAUCCUUUUCCCUUUCGUGCUGAGAUGGAAGAACUAGAAGAGACGGAACACAGCCUUUGCUUCUCUCCUACAGAAUCACCAUCCACAGAUACUGUCCAGAUGAUUCCUUAUUGGAGUCAUGUUGCUGCUUACACUCUUCUAGAUUAUGUUAUCCACUACCGACAAGAAGGAGUGAAAACUUUAAAUGACUGCAUGUAUGAAGUCAUUAGUAUGGAUUUAGAAUCUCAUGGUUAUAACUAUUCAGGGAAGGAGUGUCGUCAGUACUACCUUCUCCUGCGGAAGAUGUUCAAGAAUAAGAUUCAGUCAGGCGGAGAUGAGCAGAAAGAGAUGUCUUGCACUUUUCCCUACUGGGAUAGGAUGAUGGAACUCAAGACCAUAUCACAUUUUGAUUAUGAAGUUGAUAGUGAACUAUGCUUGAAGAUACUUGAAGCAGCAUCAUCAAAGAUAGAGGGAGUUGACGAUGAUGAUGAAGCUACAAUGCAGCUAAAUCUGGAGAGGAAUAUAACUCAGCUGAAGAUCUAUCUGAUGAGUGGAAAUUUGGUUCGUCCACCACCUCCUGUGAAGAGUAUUGCUGCAACUUUACUUAAAUUUAUGAUGAAUGAGGAAGUUGUGUCAUCAAUUGACACAAAUAUUUAUUUUGCAAAACUGAGAAAUCUACUCCAUCCAUACUUGAAUAUGCUUACUCAAAUUGCUGAACGAGGGGCAGGACGAUAUCUUGAAAAGCUUCAGUUAGAAGGAAAGAAGCGUCUACUCUCCAAAGGUCACAAAAUGAAAGCCAUAUCUGUGCAAUGGAGCGAUGAAAACGUUCAAAGUAUGCUUACCACAGUUAAGGAGUGGCGUCAGUUAUGUCAUGAUGAGGUGGAGCUUGAAAGAAUUUUAGGCAAAGGUCACCCACUGUGGGAUGAAGUUGCGUAUAAUCUCAGUCGUCGAGUGAAAAAAUGCCCAGAUCUGUGCAAGGAUUAUUUUGAUAUGUUAUGCUGCAAAUACAUCAGAGAAGAAUUGGGUUCAUAUCAAGAAAUUCUGCCUGAAGAGGAACUUGAUCAGUCACCAUUGCAAGUAAAAAAUAAGAAGAUACUGAGAGAUAUUCUGAGUCCUCUUGUGGCACAUGAUGCAGAAUGGGACCCUAGAGACAUUUGGAGGGCAGCUGAUACUGAUGGCUGGAGUUGUGAGGAGACACUUGAGUUGCUGUUCACAGUUCGAGAGUUACUGAGUGAAGACAGUGCAGUUGAUUGGGACCAGGUUAGGUUGAUGAUGCUUGCAGGUGGCUUUGAACGUACUUCUGAGAGAUACCAGUCAAAGUUUAUAGAUCUUUAUAAUGGUUAUAAGAGAGCCUAUGUCUUUAAUAAAGCUUGCUUAAUUAGGGCUCGACGCCGUCCACCAUACUACUUCAAGAUUCAUACUUUAUUUGGAUUUAAAGAUGCCAUUAAAGGUUGCAGCAUAGGUUCUUGGAGGUCACAUUCAGUGAAUGAUGAAGUUGAAGAAGAAGUUUUUGAAUCUCUCAUGGCUGCCUUCAAGGAAAAGAAAAAUCUCUUCUGUCACAUGGUACCAAGGAUUCCUCUCUUGAGCAGCCUGUCAUUUGCCAUGGAUGAACAAUACAAGAACCAAGCCUUCAGAUUUUCACCAAACCUAAUUUGGCACCUUUUGGUACAACUGCACAAUGCUCAAGCUGAUUCUCUUUCAUCGAUGGAUAAAGGACCUUUUGGAAGUGAUCUAGAUGGUUUGUGGCAAAAUCAUCCAAAUCCUCUUGUGGCUUAUGGACUGCAGGCAGUACCCACCUCUGGAUGGCAAUGGGUAAAGAACUGGAGCAUUGAGGAACUUAAUAUUCUGAUUGAUAGUGUCAUUCAGCAGUGCAUGCCAGAGAGUUCAAGAAAGAAAGAUCUGACAAAAAUACCAAAUGUAUUCCUCUAUCAACUGGGCUAUAUGUUGUCAACAUUUAAGCAUGGAGGCUAUGAAGCAUUUGAAAGGCAGCUCAAUCUUGUAUACAUGUUACAGAAAUGGUCACAUAUUGUGUUGGAUGAGAAGAAUUUCAUUUUACAAAAAGUGAGAGAAAAUUACAGGAAAAUUGAAGAAAGCAAAGCUGUUUUUAGGAUAACAGUUAAUGGAAAGUCUAACCUGACAAAUAUUUGUGAUGGUGAUGAAUUUGGUGAUGACUCCGAGUUUAGUGAUGAACUGGAUAGCUUCUCUGACUCUGAUUUUGAUGGGGAUCAAGAAGAAACAGAUACAGAUGAGGAUAAUGUCCAGAAUACAGUAUCUGCACUGCAAAGAAAUGAUUUGAAUAGUGGGUGUGAGCCAGUACAUAGCACAAAUUCGGAGAAUAAAUAUGGAGAUAGUGUUGCCCAAAAGAAAAGCAGUAAGGACUCUUCUCCCAUGAAUAAAAACAUUGGUUGUCUAAAUAGUAGUGAAGUCAAAUUUGUUUUCAAAGUGACCACCACUCCACAUUUAAGAGUUGGAGCGAAGGCAAUGAAACCAGAUUCAGAUAUCCAGUCAUCAAAAUUAACUAACAGUACAAAUGUUCUCUCUGUUACAAAUCCCAAGCAAGAAGGUAAAGAAGAGAGUGACUUCGUAUUGUCUAGUAAACAGUCUCCCAAUGUUGAUGGGUCUUUUUCACAACUUAAAGAAUCUAGUAAACGUAGAGUUGAUGCAACAAGUUCUAUACCUUCUAAUAAAAGAAAACAUGGAGGUGAGGAAGAAAUGCUUGUGAAAAGAAAGAAGUGUUCCAAGGUUAUUGAGACUGAAAAUGAUCAUGCUUCAGCACAGGAAAAGAUUCUAACCAGACAUGAUGUUAAGACAGCAAAAUUAACAGUAUCUGCUAGAUAUUUGUUAAAAAAAUGCAGUAAAACAGUACAAAAGGAAUAUCUUUCUGACUCUCCUCGUUCGGAAGCCAAUCAGCUUCUUGCUAAUGAAAAGAAGGUCAAAGGUGGCUUUUUCAAGUUCACAGAAACGGCGAAAAAAAGGAAAUGGAAGUCACAGCCUCCACUGAAGAUGGAGCAAAUGGAAGACAUUGGUAAUAAAAAUGUCCGCAUGGUGAGUGGUACAAAGAUAGAAGGAAAUGUUUUGGCUCAGUUGGAAAGGCAUGAUGACAGUGAAGGAAAAGAGGCCUUGAUGGAGUUAACUAACCAAUACUACAAGAGACGGAAACAGGAAAAAGACAGGUUAAUAACUGCUUUCAAUUCUGUUCAGGAGAGUCACCAGAAACAAGCUUCUGCAUUACUACAGAUGUUUGAUAACUUACAGGAUCUAUUAUAGUCUUCAGAGUAAGUUAUGAUAUCUUUCUCUUGUAAUUUCAUUAUACAUAUUUUCUCCUUUGGUUAAAAAGAUUAAAAAAACUAGAACAAAAAGGCAAUCAUGAAUAGCUUUUUGAAUGAGUAUUUUUAUAAAAUGCCCAUUAAAAAUUUAUUUUCCCUAUUUUACAAAAACUAGGAAUGAAGUAUUGUCAAUGAACAUUUAUGGAAUGUUAUAAUUUUACUGUUAUUUAUGUAUGUGAACAUAAACUUACUUGAAUCAUAUGCUCUCUGUUAUUAAAAAAAAUAGUACUGGGACAGAAAGACUGUUGAAUGUUAUCAAAGUUCAUCAUAAUAUGGGUCUAGUUACAAAGGAGAUUUCUUUUUAAUAGCUGUUGCCUUUUUUCCUUACAUAGAACUUUUUUUUUGUCUGUAGGGAAACUUUUGAGAUGGAGGCUUUUUCAUAAUAGAUUACCAUGGUUUAUAUGGGAGUUUGCAUCGUUUUUGUAUGGUCAUAUUAUUUUUCUCAGGGACAAUUUUGACCUGUGGAAUUUUAUUCUGAAUUAGGACCAGAUGUCAGUUCUAAAAUUUUAUGAGUUUUAUAAAUUCAUAAGGUAUUAUACUUCAGUUUACUUUGAUUUUACUAAAUGUUGCUUAUUUUACAAAAGGAAAUUUAAGCUUAAAAUGGAAUUUUUGAUCUUCAUUAUAAGUUAAGAGUGUUAAUUUUCUUGUACCCCAUGCGGUUAUUAUUGUUUUUGUAAGAUGUUCUUUGUUACUUGAAUACUGAGGAAGAUUCCAUGCAUAGGGAAGUUCUUGUUUGAAAGUUUCAAGAGCAAUCUGAAAACAACAAAGGAUGUUCAGAAAAAAGUUUUUCUUUGUGGCAUCGAAAACUCCAUCAAGGAUUCAUAUAUUUUGGAGAUUUAAAUGUAAAAUUAAACAUUUAAGUGCCAAAAGUUUCAGUGACGUGAUAUCAUUAAAAUUAACUUCCAUCUUAUUAUGCUCUUUUUAUUCGAGUUGGUUUCAUUGUUUUGUUCAUUUUAAUUAUAUUUCUUGGCCCAUUCCCAGUAGUGGGUUAACCAA
Messenger RNA from Macrobrachium nipponense, 6143 nucleotides. RefSeq lists its product as uncharacterized. The transcript is spliced from 23 exons. Bases 523 to 5088 code for a protein of 1521 amino acids. Lineage: Eukaryota; Metazoa; Arthropoda; Malacostraca; Decapoda; Palaemonidae. The record is from RefSeq and is a predicted model, not a curated record.